Cajanus cajan (pigeon pea) is the source of this 804-nucleotide messenger RNA. RefSeq names its product putative F-box protein At3g20705. The record is from RefSeq and is a predicted model, not a curated record. Lineage: Eukaryota; Viridiplantae; Streptophyta; Magnoliopsida; Fabales; Fabaceae. Gene Ontology annotation, molecular function: protein binding.
AUGGGUGUGGUGUUGGUCGAAGUUCUUUUUGGAGGUGAGUAUAAGUUUUAUGCUUGGAAUCCCACAACAGGAUAUUUGAGGAAAUUCAACAAGAGGCCACCUAUUGAGUCAACUCCAUUUGUGGAUGAAUAUAUUCUUAAGUUUUAUGGUUUGGGGUAUGCUCCAAAUAUAGGGCAGUAUAUUUACAUUCAGAUAUAUAAAAACAAAUAUGAUGGGAUUGGCAUAGUGGAGGGUUAUUCGUUGACAAAUGAUGAGUGGUUCACGAUUGAUACCAGCAUGGAAUUUUCAUAUACUGAUACUGAUGAUACUAUUGGGAAUGGGUCCUUGGGUUUGUAUUUUGCUGAACAUCUGCACUGGCUUGUGUUGUCCAGUACUAUUAACUCAUAUCAAAUUUUAGCAUACAAAUUUAGUGAUGGUCAAUUUGAGGUUGUUGGCCUACCUCGUGAUGUUGAUUUAUCAAGGGUUGAACUAUGUUCGUUAGUUAUACUUGAUGAAUGUCUAACAUUUUCUGGGAUUUUUGACGAUGCUGAAUUACCGUUUUAUGUUGUAAAAAUAUGGGCAAUGAAGCAAUAUGGUGGUCAGCGCUGUUGGAGUCAUAAUGUAACAUUGCAUAUGUGUGAUUGGGCUUUCGGAUACAUCUUACUCGUAUGUUUUACAGAUUAUGGUAUUGUUUACAUAAACAACAGCAGUGAAAUGAUACUUAGGUGGAACAACAUUUAUCGUGUUGUUGAGCAUCAAAUGAUUGAAAUUAUACAAAUUUAUCACCGCAUGGCUAUUUAUGAGGAAAGCCUUCUUUGGGUUUAG